Mytilinidion resinicola is the source of this 421-nucleotide messenger RNA. RefSeq lists its product as uncharacterized. Lineage: Eukaryota; Fungi; Ascomycota; Dothideomycetes; Mytilinidiales; Mytilinidiaceae. The record is from RefSeq and is a predicted model, not a curated record. The coding region runs from base 129 to 386 and encodes 85 amino acids. The transcript has a single exon.
GGCAGGCCUCAUCCACGGCGUCUUAGUCUCCGGGGCGCGCUGCAUCGCUGCAGUGAGAGGCGGUGAUGGUGCGACAACGAGGCAGAUUGCAAGAGGGUCUGGACGCUGUCGAGCUUGUAACUUAGCUAAUGCGAGGCGUACCUGCAAGGGGAUCCGUAUUACAAUUGCUCAGCAGCAUCGAAGCUGGAGGGGUGACUGAGUGCAUCAUGGGGCCGAGGGCUUUCCCGACAGUGAAGGGCAAAGAACAUCCACGAACGUCGAUGACACUGGAUGGAAUGGAAGGCCGGAGGAUUGGAGGGAGCCGCAAUCCUCUCUUGAACAGGGGCGGGCCGAUGAAGACUCGAAGUUCAACAGCACGAUGCCAGCGAGGACAAAGGAAUCGCUAAGACGUGCGAUGCGCAAGAUGGACUGACAAAAAGGG